AUGACCUCCACCACGCCCCCAGAAGUCGCUGCAAAAGUAGAAUCCCUCAUCCCCAAAUUCAAACUCAUCCGCCUCCUCAACUCCGACCAAGCCGGCCGCCGCAUCUCCCUCUACGGCACCAUUGACUCGCAGCCCGCCCUCUUCAUCGCCGAGCGCGCCGCCUUUGACACCUCCGAGCAAAAUCUAAUCUCCUUCUCCACAUCCCUGCGCAACAUCAAGAAUCUCGGCGCGAACGACAUUUACUCCUGGUUUCUGGCCAACAGCAACCCCUCAGACAACCAGCCACCACCGGACUUCAAGUUGAACCUGAUUUACCCUUGCACGGAGAAACAUGUCAAGAAAUACGAAGCACAGGGACUGAGAGUGGUUACGGAAACGCCGGAUAUAUACAAGGAUUAUGUUCGGCCGUAUAUGGCUGCUCAGCGUGAGAAAGGGGCGCUGAACUGGGUGUUCAACAUCAUCGAGGGCCGGACUGAGCAAGAGGAUGUCAUGUACCGCGAAUCCGACCCCAGCAAAGGAUUCCUCCUACUUCCAGAUCUGAACUGGGAUCGCAAGACGAUUGGGGCGCUGCAUUUGUUGGGUUUGGUGGAGCGACGGGAUAUCUGGAGUGUGCGGGACCUCAAGAAGGGGAAUGUGGAGUGGUUGAAGCACAUGAAGAUCAAGAUGGUGGAGGCGACGUGUGGGCUGUACGAAGGGGUGGAGAGGGAUCAGCUAAAGUUGUAUGUCCACUACCAACCCACAUACUACCAUUUCCACAUUCACAUUGUGCACGUUGCGCUCGAGGCUGGAAACACACAGGCCACAGGAAAAGCAUUGGGACUGGAGAACAUCAUCUCCCAACUCGAGACGAUGGCUGGCGGAGAAGAUGCAGGCAUGCAUGAUUCAAGCUUGACAUAUCACCUAGGCGAGCGAAGCGACCUCUGGGAGAAAGUGUAUCUACCACUGAAAGAAGGAAAGGAAGUCAAAAUCGACGAGGUCUGA
This is a messenger RNA of Parastagonospora nodorum SN15, 981 nucleotides long. RefSeq lists its product as hypothetical. Lineage: Eukaryota; Fungi; Ascomycota; Dothideomycetes; Pleosporales; Phaeosphaeriaceae. The record is from RefSeq and is a predicted model, not a curated record. Gene Ontology annotation, biological process: deadenylation-dependent decapping of nuclear-transcribed mRNA. The coding region runs from base 1 to 981 and encodes 326 amino acids. Gene Ontology annotation, cellular component: nucleus; P-body. The transcript is spliced from 2 exons. Gene Ontology annotation, molecular function: RNA 7-methylguanosine cap binding; hydrolase activity.